GGGAUAUGAAAUGUUCGAAUAUAUUAGUUAGCAAUACCGGCAUCCUGAAACUGGCGGAUUUUGGUCUGGCGAGGAAAACGGUGCUGCAAGAAAGGAUAGAAAAGAGGCUCACGCCUGGUGUCGUCACACUAUGGUACCGUCCGCCCGAGGUGAUUCUCGGGGCCACGAGCUAUGACUACAAGG
Messenger RNA from Sphaeroforma arctica JP610, 183 nucleotides. RefSeq lists its product as hypothetical. Lineage: Eukaryota; Ichthyosporea; Ichthyophonida. Gene Ontology annotation, biological process: protein phosphorylation; positive regulation of transcription elongation by RNA polymerase II. The transcript has 2 exons. Gene Ontology annotation, cellular component: nucleus; cyclin-dependent protein kinase holoenzyme complex. Gene Ontology annotation, molecular function: cyclin-dependent protein serine/threonine kinase activity; ATP binding; RNA polymerase II CTD heptapeptide repeat kinase activity. The annotation marks the transcript as partial. The record is from RefSeq and is a predicted model, not a curated record.